Episyrphus balteatus (marmalade hoverfly) is the source of this 864-nucleotide messenger RNA. RefSeq lists its product as uncharacterized. The record is from RefSeq and is a predicted model, not a curated record. NCBI's taxonomy places the organism in Eukaryota, Metazoa, Arthropoda, Insecta, Diptera, Syrphidae. The coding region runs from base 95 to 580 and encodes 161 amino acids. The transcript is spliced from 3 exons.
ACAACAAAACCAAAACUUGUCUUUCAUUUUUUCAGUAUUUUAAAAUAUUUUUUCCUGUGGACUUUGAAUAAAUUAAAUUUAAAUAAAAACAAAAAUGAAUACCGAACAGGAAUACACCAGAGAAGAACUAGCACAAAUGCUUACAGAUAGCGCCCAUAGAUUAUGGAACCAAUUCAAGACAGCCGGGAGCAGACUGCUCAACGAUUGGGGUGGCUAUGAUUUGAUUGACAAAACUGCCCGACUAGCAACCCAAUAUCCAUUUGCUGCUUUGAGUGUUAUGUUAGGUUUUCUUGUCAUAUUUCUUCCAUUUACAAUUCUCUUGGCCUUCGGAUUGUCCACAAUGGCAAUAACAUUUACAGGUUUUAUGCUUCUUGAAGGAACCCUUCUAACAAUAGCAUCAAUCCUCUUAUUUGGUUGUUUGGGAGCAAUUCUUUUAGUAUUUUUAUUCUUUGGCAUUCUUACAUUGAUUGGAUAUUUUGGAUUUGCUCACAUUUACGAUUUGUACAACAAAUCGAAUGAUCGAAGUGCUUUGAGGCAGUUUUUACGCCGUGAACGAACCGAAACUGAGCAAUCUCGAUAAAUAAUCAACCAAAACGACUGCCACAAAUCUUGCUUCACAUCACAGACCUCGAAGUCGUAACUAAUCAAUCACAUCACUCUCAUUUUUCUUGGGGUUUUUCUCGCUUUUUUUAACGAAAGGACUUUAUGUAGAACCAAAAGUAUUUUAUUUCAUUUUUAAGUUUAGUUGAGUUUUAGGGUAAAAUUAAAAUUAGCUUCGCGGUGAUGUCUUAAAUUAUAAAAAGAAAUAUAUUGUUUUUUUUUUAGAAUUUAAAUUAUGUUUGUAGUAUUUUUAAGUUAACCGAA